AUGGCCCACGAACAAAUCCACAGUGGCCAUUUCAUGACGUCAAAUCCGCACACGGAGGUUAACGCGGAUGACGACGACGAAGACAUUGAAGUUUGUUUGAAAAAUAAAAACGGUUUUCUCAAUUCUAUGCUCUGUCGGCCUGUUAGAAUUUUGCAGCUGCGUUUUUAUAUGAAGGGAAUUAUCCGCAGUUUUCGAUUAGUUUCAAAGACCUCUGGCGGUUACGUGUGUUCGAUUCUUAUUGCUUUCAGUUUUUGCCCGAUGUAGCAAAUUCAUAAAAAAUCACAAUAUUAUAUAUUAAUCAAUUAAGAUAAACUCGCUUCUGAUAGAAACUUAUAUAUCUCCUUGCAUUUAUAGCUUCGAAGGGAAAAAUUACAGGAAAGUAUGGAUAUAUGGCUCUAAACACAUCUAGAUGAACUUUUCUAGUUUUUUUUAACUCAGAGAUUGAUAAAGUUGGGUUUUUUUUUUCUGAUUUCCUAAUCCAUGUUUGAAACCGAAUCUCAUAAAACCAAUUUUUUUUUUCAAACCCACUUUCUUGCUUUCAAUUGAGUUCCUAGGUCGACGUCGUCGAAGAUGACGAAAAGCCAGAGGACACCAGCGUUGGAUGCAGCAACCAAAUAAAGGAGUUGGUUUGUUCUAUCUUGUUUUCCUUCAGAAAAAAAAUAUUGCUCUCAGGAAGAGAAACCAGUGACGUUCUACAAGUUCGGGCCAAAAAAGACUCAGUCGAUCGCCAUAGAUGUGUCGCUCAACAAGCUGAACAAGUGCAUCAAGGUGGCGUACAAGUGAGACUCCUUCCUUUUGUUUUUGCGAAAAUCGAAAGUUUUCAGUAAGAUGACGACUCCAAAGUGGAAGGAUUUCAAGGGUCUACGGCUUCAUUGGAAGCAGAGAAUCCGUCUGAAUAACGUCAUCUGGCGAGCAUAUUACAUCGAAUGUUCGUGCUUCACUUUUGAUCGCCGUUUUGAAAGUUCAAAAUAAUAUUUGCAGUUCGAAAGAAAACUCCGACAAAAAAGAAAACGCCUUUUUGCUAUUUCGCAGUUCCUGAUGACGAUAUGACGCAUCAGAAAAUCGAGGUGGGCGGCUUUUCAUCGUUUUGUCACCGCUUGAUUUUAAAAAGAGAAACGAGUUUCAGGGCAGUUUAUUGGAAGGAAUGUACUGGAAACGACGGAUGGAGGCCGUCUGCGCCCAAUACAAACGCUGGAGAAUCCGAUCCAAGCAGAAUAUCGUUCACGACAAAUGCCACAGGAGGAAACGGGUACUUUUUUUUGGAGCUUUUUCACUUCAACUUUCAAUUUCCUUUAUUUCUCUGCAGAACUGUCUUGGUUUUAAACUUGAAUCGGUAUGUUUGUGAGAACUUUUUUGAGAAUCUAACUGGUUUUUUCUGAGGUUUGAUUGAUCUAAUAGUUUUAUUGAUUUCUGUUUCAUUUUGUGAAUUUUUAUUAUGACAAAAUCUCCAAACAUUGAAAAAGUUCAUUGUCUUUUUUGUUCGAGUUUGAAAGGUGAGGAUGAAAAUAAUAAGAUCGGGACUGAAAAAAAUGUUUUUUUGCGAAGUUAUUUGUUUGUUCUUUGUUCUUUCACCCUCAAGAUAGACUCUACCCUAAAAAUUAUAUUUGAUUUCGAAUAAAUCGAAAUGAAAAAAAUUUAGAAUUGAAAACUCGGAUAUUUUUUUCGAUUCAGUUUGAGUCCAUUUAACUUUUGCAACCAUUUUUUUGUUUAAUUAAUUUUUUUAAUUUUUUUGUGUUUUCUGUCUAUUUCUGUGACAAGCCUUUUUAUAGGUUUUUCCAUAAGAUAGUCUCUACAAACUAUUCAGAAAAAAACAAAAUGAAAAAGAUGAAAACUUCAAAGUUUGAAUGAAAAUUAAUUAUGGAUCCUCAGUUUAUUGUCGGAGUGGCUUUUCAAUAAUAUGAGAAACUAAAUCAUUGUCGGAUACUGAUAACUCGGAUGCUUUUUGAAUAUAACGCCUGGAAACUAGAAUUGCGAAGAUUUGGUGGUUUGCAGACGGCGUCGGCGACAGGCGACGUGUCCCAGACGCGAGUCGAGGGCGAGCCUCCAAACAAGGUUCGUUGAUCGCAGGAAACAAACAUGUUGACGGUCGGGUGCAGACGCAGCGCAGCCAGACUCCCAAGAACAUGUCCUCCGAGUACUUCGACGUCGACGACUACGAGAAUGUCUUCACGGACGAGCUAUUCGAGUCCCUCAACCAGCCUUACAUGUUUCCCAACCCCAAGGAAAUGUGUAUGUCUCUUUUCCUCCGAUCUUCUGGCCUUUAGCUAAGAGUUUUCAGUGCAAAGCGGUAACGCGGACAUUAUGCAGCCCGGCCUUCUUUCGUUGCAGCCAAGUCUCGAGGAAAUUAUGGCUUCUCUAGGUUCUCUUUAUUAUUUCGAUCGUAGUGUAACAUAUCUUCUCGCAAACAGACACAUUUUUGUCAAGUGUCAUUAGUUAUUCCAAUCUUGUGAAAAUAAAUGACGAAGAUCUUGUCAAAAGUAGUAUAAUUUCGCUUGUUCUGUGUUAUUCGAUUUGGGUUCAUCAACGCUACUUCAUUGCAUGGUAGUUAGAAUCGAACAUAUUAACUUUUUCGGUCUCUAAAAUAUUUUCGAGCUAUCAAGGCGAAAAUUUCUAUGGUAGGCUUUCAAGAGUUUCUGAAGAUAAUCAAUAAAAAAAUUAAUAAUGUCAUAGUAAAUUUUUUUCUCGACUCGAAAGCCGAAAUGUGCAGCUUGGCAAUGGUAACGCGUAGAGUUCACCAAACCGAUCGUUCGACCAAUAUUUUCAUCGUUCAACCAAUAUUUUCAUGACAUGUUACCAAAAAUAUGAUUGAUUAACAUUUCUUGCUACCGAACGAUUAACAUGUCUCAUGAUUAUGAUCUCUCGUUUUUUCGACAUGUCAACAUUUCAUUUAAAUGAGAGAUCAUUUUGAAUCGAUCGUUCAGUUUUCGAUUGAUCGAAAUGUUGUAUUGAAAAUAUUGGUCGAAAUAAUGAUUGAUCGAAAUGUUGUUUUGAAAAUAUUGGUCGAAAAAAUGAUCGAUCAAAAAUUUUUAUGCCUAAAAUAUUGGCCAAAAAAAAUGAUUGAUCGAAAUUUUUUUAUUGGAAAUUUGGUCGAAAAAAAUGAUUGAUCGAAAUGAAUUUUUUUGUUAAAAAAAGUAUGUUUAAAACUACUGUUUAAAAACCGCUUCUCUUUCAAAUGUUCAUCAUAAUUUCUUUUUUGAUUUUUCGUAACGAAAUAUUCAUUUUUUUCAUUUUCAAGUGUUUAUUCGCCAUUCCGCAAUCUGCACGACAAAUACAAAAAAAUAAUACAUCAAAACAAUCAAAUCAAUCAAAUAAAUCUAACAGCUGAUCUGAGUUGAUUAUUUCUACUCGAAUUCAUCAUUAAUUUAACAGGCGACUCACUCCAAAAAUAUCCAUGAAUGUAUUUGUGAACGCAACAAACGUCUUUAAAAAGUCUUCUAGUCCAUAACGUCGAUAGUUUCAGUUUGGCUAAUCUACUGCGAUAAUCUAAUUUCGGAUAUAAUCUUUUGGUAAAUUUUCUCUGAACUGACUAGUUGAUUUAUAUCAUUCAAAUUUAGCGGGCACAUUAGUUCGGAUCCGUACUCAAUGAUAGGCAAGAUUUUGGCUUUAUAGCAUUUUAGAAAGUUAUUUUGAGAGAAAUGAAAACAGCAUCUUUUUUCUGUUUCUCUGUGUUCACUGGUACUAAAAGCAAAAAUUUCUACAAUGCUAUAUAGACUAUAACAAAUAAGUUCAAGAAAAAUGCAAAACUUUAAUUUGUCGGAAAAAAAUUAAAUAUUUUCACCUUUUCACUAGUACUCCGAAAACUUGCCCCGUGUGAGCGAUCUGUUUUGAAAAUCGAUCGCUCAGAAUUUCGAUCGAUCAAAAUUUUAAGCUCAAAAUAUUGGUCAAAAAAAUGAUUGAUCGAAAUGUUGUUUUUGAAAAUAUUGGUUGAAAAAAAAUGAUCGAUCGAAACGUUGUAUUGAAAAUAUUGGUCAAAAAAAUGAUUGAUCGAAAUGUUGUUUUUGUAAAUAUUGGUCGAAAAAAAUGAUUGAUCGAAAUGUUGUAUUGAAAAUAUUGGUCGAAAAAAAUGAUUGAUCGAAAUGUUGUAUUGAAAAAUAUUGGUCGAAAAAAAUGAUCGAUCGAAAUGUUGUAUUGAAUAUAUUGGUCGAAAUAUCGAUAUAUCAAAACGUUAAAAUCCAAUGAUUGAUCAUUAAUGUAAGAGAUCAAAAACUGAUCUAAUAAACGAUCUCUCAAAAAAUGACAUGUUAAAAUUUGGUUGAACAGUGACAUGUCAAUAGUUUGAUCAAUUGAAAUGGUUGAAUGAUCGGUUUGGUGAACUCUAGUAACGCGUCAUUUUGCCAAGCACGAAAAAUGAAUCGAAAUUUUUCUAAAGUUGUUUUUUAGGAGACUUUCCGGAUCCUCCCACUCCAAACAAACCUCACGAAAUAGCCAUUCCUCCGGAACCUCCCUCUCAACCGAUAGUCAGCUUCCUAUUCUGAUUUGUUUACAGCUUCCUGUUUCAGCUGGAUUCAAUGGGACCCCCGCAAGACGUUCCGCGCAGACCUCAGCCUCCGCAGCUCGUCGCGCAGUCACAGACGACUCGUCCGUCGCAGCAAGACUACGUCGCCGCGAGCAUGCUCGUCGACUACAGGUGCCGCUUGGCGACUUUCGCUCCCAACCCCGAUUCUUUCCAGCAACCAGGCAGUCGCGAUGCCGACGCGACAGUCCUCCUCGAUCACGUCGCAGAUGCUGAUGAUGACCGCGACGAGUAGCCAGCCCCUCUAUUCUCAUGCUCAGUUCCAGAGCCUCAGGAAUCAAUCGCUCAGCACUUCUCCUUGGAAACAGAACAAUUUUCUGGUAACUUUUUUCUUUUUUGGAAAACUAGUCUUCUGUGAUAUAACUAUAAAGUGGUAUUAAAAAAAGUGAAAAGAAAGGCCUUGAGAUUGUGCAUACUCUGCGAAUGUUUCAUUAAUGGAUGAUAUGAAUUUUUUCCCAUUUAUCUCUAAUAUUUCGUAGGAAAACUCGAGCUCAAAAAAGUAUAUUUGGAUUUUUUUUUUGGGUAAUUUGUUAAAAAGCUCAGUUCAGUGCAUCAGAUUAUUGAGAAAAAGAUUAUCUUAGUUUGAAAUCAAAUAUCUGAGAAGAAUGAGCCGAAUUGGAUUUGAACAUUCAGGUCUCGCUGCCAGGAACAAGUGGAUCGAACGAGCUGGACCCUAAACCGCUGGGUGUGCACGUCGGAAGCCAUUCUGACUACAUGCCGCAGUUUCUCAGUUCGCCAUCCCUCGCUUCUCAAAACGCGAUGGUCCUUUCUCCUCUCGUGUUCUUGUAGAAUCGCGGUUGCAGAUGGCGCCGGCCAAGUCCUGGUGGCUGGAUUCGCCCCUGACGGCCAGCGUCCAAAGUCCGUUGUCCGUCGCGACGCCACUGUCGCUCUCCAACCACCACGGACCCGCGACGCCGCUCAGUCAUCUGCUUCCAGGUCUGACAGCUCUGCGAUAUUUGUGUGACGGCUGCUGCGUUUUUGGUUGAUAAAAAAUACUAGAAUGCUUCGAUAAGCUUUUAAAUCGGUAUACGAAAGAUUGUUUUCAAUUUUUUUACCUAUUGGAAUAUAUUUCCAAGUGGGAAGCGAAGUUUUCCUACGCGGUUUGCGAUUUUCUUAGUUUCUUAGAACUGUCGACUAAACUCUGACUUUUUCUGCCUAUUUCUUGAAAAUUCUUCAAUCAAAUCAAACAAUAUCAAAGCAAUAAUGUGAUAUCCAAGGUUCUGACUUUUUUUUUUCUCAAACACUUUGAGAUUCCAAAAGCAUUUUAAAAUUUUGAAUACCGCUCAACGUUCAAAAAACUUAUCUUUUCUUCUUCAACUCUGGUUGACACUACUGAUUUUGUGUAGACACUCCAAGUCAGAAAUCAAUAAGUUUCAUUCAUGUCCUCAUGACCAAAAAUGGGGAGAGAAAAUUUGAAAUCCUGAGGAAACCUAUACAUUUCCCAUCUUUUUUAGGUCCAUCCACACCGCCGACUAUCCUACUGGCGAUGAGCGAUUCCGUCGGAAGCAGCAAAAUGAACGACGAUUCGGACCUGUGCAAUCCGAUGAGCGUCGUCAACAAAUUGGGAUCUCUCGCCUACCGACUCGAGCAGCCUCCUAUUGUUUUAGCUCAAAAGGUCAUUUCUCUUAUUUUAUUUUUGAUGAAGAGCUUAAAAAGCAAACGAUCGAAUAUUUUUUUAAGUCAGACAUCAAAAAGGUGGCAUCACACGAAAUGAACCUUUUGGAAGACAAGAAAAGUCUUUAAAAAGUUUACUUUGGAACACCCGAUGUAACUAGUAAGAUAGGAAGUUUCAUAUUCUAGGCUUCAAUUUCCUUAAGGUUCUCUGGUAAUGUUCAAUGAACUUGAAAGUUUUCACAGAUCUCAAUCUUCGAAAGUCUGAUUGCGAUUACUUUGUUGCAGGAACAGAUGUACUCAUCGCCUCUGGAACGCAAGUCCACUAACGACUGGAACGUGGCGAAUCAGCGGAUUCGGACAUCUUCGUUGUGUCUGGACAACGUGGCCUCGCCGACAGCGUCGUGGAAAGUAUUCUGAUCGAAGUCUGCAAGAAGUUAUUAUCUCGGUAUUAAGUUCUCUCCUGCGAUCGAUCCAUCCUCCCUCUACCAACACACCUCGGCGUUCACAGCCGGCACUUCGGUUGUGCGGAGCCUGGCCAAUACCAACGCUCCGACGCCGCAGUCGGUGUUGUCCAACGUCUCCGAAGACGACAUGUCGAGCUCAAUCGCUGACGCUGCCCUAUAUAGAGGCACCUCUCUGAGCUCAAACUCCGUUCCAACUACGCCGGCUGAGAAGGUCGAGUUGAAGGAAGAACCGAUGUUACUGAGCGCGCCGUCUAGUGUGAAACCGGCCAGAGGCAGCAGACAGGUUUCUCGACCGAAUAUCAGACUGAUGACUUUUUUGGGUUCAUUCACAGGUGCAGGCCGACUCCACGUUGCAUCCUGAAGAGCGCAAGAGAAUCUUACAUCUUCAUGCAGAGCAAAACCGCAGAAGCGCUCUGAAAGAUGGCUUUGAUCAGUUGAUGGAAAUGGUGAGAUUUCUCGAACUCACCUCUAUUUAUUUUGAGUUUGUGUGUGAUUUCAUUUAACCGAGUCCAAAAAACAUCAUUGAACAAAUAGUAUAAACUGAGCCCAAAAAGCUAUCCCUGAUUAAUUCGCGCCAAAUAGCCAACAGUCGCGUCAAAGUGUGGUCCUUGGACAAUGUUUUCAAACAUUACAAAACUCACAUCCAGAACUUUUCUUUUUUCCUCUCUGCUCUUAAACUUAUUUGAGAACGAAAGUUCUGUAUUAAGGUACCCAAUUUGUACUCGGGAGGAGUGAAACCAACGAACGCUGUAGUCUUGGCCAAGGCCGCUGACCACAUCCGACGUCUUCAAUCUAGCCGCGAGUCGCAGUCCCAGGAAAUUGAAGACGCAAAAUCGCGCAUCGAGCGUUUGAAUCACAAAAUAGCGUAAAAAUUGAUAUCAAUUUCUGAAGAAACGGUCUUUUUCAGAGCGUUGCAGUCGAAUUUGCCGGCGUCCGCGGGGUCUUCAAGUCGAGUCGACUCGAAAACUGCUCUGGAGAGUUUCUUCGAACGCUAUGUCAAGGAGGGUUCGCGCAAGGAUUGGCGCUUCUGGGUGGUUGGUGACGUCAUGAAGCGUGCCAUAGGGCUGAGUUUCUUUUUGAAGAUGUGCCGCAUGCUGCAGUCCAUCAGCGCCGGGACUCCUGCUUCUUUUGCAAGUAACAUUGCCGGCGAAGGAGCUUCGCGUGAAGAGGUGCGGUUGAAAAAAGCAUUAACAUUUUCUUUUAAACAUUUUAUAUAUAAAAGCGGGAAACUAGAAUAUUUCGAGUUUUUUUUUCUCGCGUUUUGAAUUUUAAUUUCAUAUGAAAAUAUGAACAAUUUUUUUUAUUUUUUUUUAUUUCUCCACUUAAAUUCCGGUAGAAAAUUAGUAUCCAUUUUGAAGAAACCUAUUUUGUUGACAAAAUGUACAUUCUGAACAAUCCACGAUUCCAGAUUUCUGCGACGUGUUCAGAUUGGUUCGAAAAGCAUUGGAAAGCCUCUGAACUGCGGCCACUCGCCAGCACUUUGCUGGUUCGUCUGUUUUUAAACAAUAUGGAUUGGAUGAUAAUGUAACAACGCAUUUUUUGAUUCAAUAUUCAAUAGAUUUCCCAACGUCUAUUUCCUCACUCUUUCAUGAUGAUUACUUGCCAUUUCCAAAGCCCAGCAAUGGUUUUUCUUCGUCAAUAUUUUUAUGAAUCAGGCAUCACAAGGUUCCGCAUGGGGGGUGGGGGGGCGAAGUAGCAGCUCCCCAAACCUUUAUUUUCAUCUUGAGAUUGCCAAAUUUUUUCAGGUACACCUGGCGACCAAUACGAAUGUCCUCACGGAUCCUCAAAGCCUUCAGGACUAUGUCAUACAGCAGUUGAAGAGUCCUCUUUAG
Messenger RNA from Caenorhabditis auriculariae, 8423 nucleotides. The record is from the annotation of a GenBank genome assembly. Lineage: Eukaryota; Metazoa; Nematoda; Chromadorea; Rhabditida; Rhabditidae.